Vicia villosa (hairy vetch) is the source of this 810-nucleotide messenger RNA. RefSeq names its product plastocyanin, chloroplastic. Gene Ontology annotation, cellular component: chloroplast thylakoid lumen. Lineage: Eukaryota; Viridiplantae; Streptophyta; Magnoliopsida; Fabales; Fabaceae. Gene Ontology annotation, molecular function: copper ion binding. The record is from RefSeq and is a predicted model, not a curated record. The coding region runs from base 140 to 646 and encodes 168 amino acids. The transcript has a single exon.
CAUCUUAGCCACACAAAAACCCAAUCCACAUCUUUAUCAUCCAUUCUAUAAAAAAUCACCCUCUGUGUGUCUCUCUUUCGAUUCCCUUCAAACACAUACAAAUUCAGUAGAGAAGAAACUAAUUACUCUUGAGAAAAAAAUGGCCACAGUCACUUCCACCACCGUUGCUAUUCCAUCAUUCACAGGCCUUAAGGCAAACGCAGCAACCAAAGUUAGUGCCAUGGCUAAGAUUCCAUCUUCAACUUCCCAAUCACCUAGGCUUUGUGUCAGAGCUUCACUCAAAGACUUUGGAGUUGCUCUUGUUGCCACUGCUGCAAGUGCAGUUCUAGCUAGCAAUGCCUUGGCUGUUGAAGUGUUGCUUGGUGCUAGUGAUGGGGGUUUGGCUUUUGUUCCCAACAGUUUCGAAGUGGCCGCAGGAGACACGAUUGUAUUCAAGAACAAUGCUGGUUUUCCUCACAACGUUGUCUUCGAUGAAGACGAGAUUCCUGCCGGGGUUGAUGCAGCGAAAAUUUCCAUGCCUGAAGAAGAUCUUCUCAAUGCACCUGGUGAGACUUACAGUGUUAAGUUGGAUGCUAAGGGUACCUACAAAUUCUACUGCUCACCUCACCAAGGAGCUGGUAUGGUUGGACAAGUCACUGUUAAUUAAGUUAAAAUGCUUUGUCCCCUCUUUAUAAUAUGGUUUGUUCAUGUUAAUUUUGUUCUUGUUGAAGAGCUUAAUUAAACGUUGUUGUUAUGGAAUACUAUUGUAUGAGAUGAACUGGUGUAAUGUAAUUCAUUUACUUAAGUGGAGUCAGAAUGUUUUCCGCCGUA